Molecule: messenger RNA, 3388 nt
Organism: Polypterus senegalus (gray bichir)
Lineage: Eukaryota; Metazoa; Chordata; Cladistia; Polypteriformes; Polypteridae
Exons: 10
Coding region: 1063-2175 (370 amino acids)
Source: RefSeq, a predicted model, not a curated record
AGUCGGCCGAGAUGGUCAGGGAGCAGGCCAAGAGACGUGUGCGGGCAGCAGGUGGUGAUCCCGGGGACUCCAAGCUGGUGCGCAGCGCCAGUGAGCUCCAGUUUGGACAGUACCGGGGUCAAACUUUUAAAUGGUUGCUGACCCAUGAUCUCAGCUAUGCCGUCAUGGUGUUGGCAACCCACUUCAGGAAGUGCGAAGAUGGCCAGGUGUCGGAUAGCCCGCUCGUUGCAUUCCAGCUGGCGAGCAUUAAGAACACCCUGGACUCCUACGCCUGGCUCUUUCUCGGCAUGAAGACGGCCAUCUGUCAUCGACGGGAGAGAGACGGGUCGGACAGGACCCCGGAUAAGGGCAAGAGGCUCGUCAACUUCAGCCAACAUGGACACCUGACGUUUCAGGACCUUUACGAUACAGAAGCUCGGGAGGCCAAGAGGUGAGAGACUUUUGGGUAGGGUCUGAGGGGAAGAGCACAGCAAGGUAGUGGGACCCUGCUUCCAUUUGUUCACCUGUUACCGUUCCUGCUGUUGUACCCCAACGCAGUUAUAUCAAAUGGCUCCGGCGGCAGACCACCAAAGUCGGGACCAAGAUGCAUGCACUACAGCUGUAUGUGUGGUGGAGAGAUGAGGCAAAGGCAGUAGCAACCUCCUCCCUUCCCAAAACCACUGCCUCUCUCUCUGCAGCAGCCUCCGUCAUCGAGAUUCUUUUUCUGUUUAACCUGUUAUUUGUUUGAAUUUGUAAACAACCUUCCCCAGCAUCUACCUCCCAGUCUGCAACCAGUGGAGGGCCUUUGCCAUCCCAGCGCUCCCAACCGAUGGCUGAUCCUAUAAAGCAGCCUUCGAAAAAAACACUGUCUGUAGCCAUGAGAGAGCUACUUUUGCCCAAGGGCUCACUACCUAAAGAACAGCACAUGUGGGUAAGCUGGGUCCUUUUCACCAGGGUCAAGGACGAAAGCCUACGCUGACAUCCAACCUUCGCCUUUGGUGGUUUCCUCCCGGCCCACGCAAUGUGCACCUCCAGCCCCCGACAUCGCCCAACACCUUUUUUCAGUGUCCGUUCUUCCUGUGGAUGCCGUACCGCAUGUGGGGCUACAAGCUCUCCUGCACGGCGUGCAGCCACAGGUUGUCGGGAGCCAUACUCUGCAGGACUGUCCAGAGGGUCCUGGACACAGACGGAUGGUACUUUAUAGCCACGGAGUACCUGGAGUGCCGGUGCUGCAGAAAGAAGGUGGUGGGCUGGUCGCAGGAUGUCUUGGAUCAGCUGCACCACAUCCACCAGGAUGAGUUCCCAGCUAUCCUGACUUACAGGUUACCUUGUGACAAAAAGCUCAUCGGGCAGAUGCGUGAGCGCACGCUGGGCAACAGGGCCAACCGGCUGCGCAGAUAUCUGCUCGAGGAGCACACCAGGUCCUGGAUGUUGCGGUCCAAAAAGUUCCUGUUUGCAUUUGCCAAGUUUAUCAAAUCGGGUGCCGAGCCAUCUGCAACUCCGCCUCUACCACCACGGGUGACCCCGGUGCCCGGUGCAAAGUGGUUGCUCUCCGUCUAUGCCAGGGAGGUGGCUUCAAGGCUAGAAGAGACCAAGGCCCGGAUCACCUCCAUCUUUGGCUCAAUCUUAAAGAUGGACUCAACCAAGAAGUGGGACCUGGGAGACGUCGCCCGGCUGCAGCAAGCCAAGGCUGGUGAGGCGGGGAAGGGAACCCAAGGCUCCGGCUACAGAAGCAUCCCGUUGAAGGAGCUGGCCUGCCACUGCCGCCGGCGGAGGAGACCGGCUGGCUCAUUGACAAGAUGCUGGAGGCCUUCGGGGAUCCCACUAAAACCAUGGGUGUCCCGCUUUUGGACCGCGACAAGAUCUGGGAUAUUUGGAAGACUCAGAGGCGCCGCCUCCACUGCAUCUAGGACCCACCCAGCGUGCACCUGUAAAUGCAGACCGGGCGGCUGGUCAAAGGGGGGAUCACGCUGCCGGUGUUCAGGUGUGCGAGAGGUUCAACUUUGUUGGAGUCGUUCCAUCUGCAUCUGGACCGAUUCAUACCUGGCACUUCAGCCAGCGCAGCCCAUUUUCAGGCCUAUCUCCUGGAAGGCCUGGCGCGAUGGAACGAGGACCGUGCGGCAAAAUCAGUGGAGGCAGCAGACCAUGAUAUUGUCUGCUACAGUGGCCAACUCCAGCACUCCCUCAAUGAGCUGAGCGAACUUGUAUAUCACAAGAAGCUGGUUGAGGACUACACCCGGCCUGCGAAGUACACUGGUGAGCUCAUUGGCGUCCAGUACCUAUUUUCGCAGACCGGUCGAAGUCGACUGGAUGGGACUGAUCCAGAUAAUGACAGUGUCGACGAGGGUUUCCAAGAGGAUGAGGGGUCCAUAGAGGAACCUGUGGACCAGACCCUCUUCGGCCUUGAGGAGGACUUCGCCCGACAAGCAUCACAACCCUUGUCGUCUGAUAAGUCCCAGUAGCGCCCUGCCAUCACAGGCGCCUCACAGUCUAGGUCAGCCAACCAGGAGACCUCCCCUGGAGACGAAGCCAUUAAAAAGGUGUCCCAUGAGCCGAAUAGCCUUGGACCUGACACUGGCCCGGGUUACGAGCACGUGGUCAACCUGGCCUGCAGUCUCUUGAAGCUGCAUCAUCUGCCUACGUGACGCAGCAGCAAGUGGCGGAGAUCGUUGCCCAGAGGGCGGCAAGGCCCCAGUUCACUUCCCGCCACGCCACCAGGAAAGACUGGUGAAGGGGAGGUUUCCAAUGCAAGCACUUGCAGACCAGUGUCACACCGGGAGUGGAGAGCUUGCAACGGUGUAUGGUCAGCCAAGACGGCCAAGCCGCACAGAUGCCAAACAUAAGCCGCCUUGUGGAGACCGUUUGUGCAGAGCUGUCCAGGAUUCACCCCGAAGGAACCACCAUCUGCAGUGUGAGGGUGAACGGCUGGGCAGCUGUAAUGUGCGAUUACAUCUGCAUUCAGGAGAAUGUCCUUACAAACCCAGUACUCGUGGCCCAAACACGUAUCCAGUUAUUCCCCCUCAAUCAGCACACCCUGGCACAAUGACUUCUAUUAAUGCUUGCCCUAUGAUGGACUAGCAUCCCAUUGCUUACAGUGAUGAUUCCUAUCUUGUGCCCAGGAUUACCUGUAGCUCUCCAUGACUAUGCCACAGAAAAGGCAGAGAGAUGUACAGUGAGGACCAUUCAGGAGUUACAUGAGAUAUUCAGGAAAAAGAUAUAAAGAAAGGAAGGAUCAGAUGGUUUGGACACUUACUGUAGAAUGGAAUUGCGGAGGAAAAGAUGUAUUGGGAGACAACAAGGAAAAUAUGACUAGAUGAUGUGACGGAUGAUUCUCAAACGUUCGUAUUUCGUGUCCCCACCCUUUUCUACCUGGAAUAAUUAUGCGCCCCCUGCAUAAUAUAAGAUAGAU